UGUGUUAGUGAAUGAGACAAGUAUCCAAGGAAGAGCAGCUCAAUUCAUGAGGUUCAGGGAAGUUAAAGAGGCUGAGAGGAGGACCUUUUCAAAGGCUAAAAAGAAACCAAACAUUACGGUCAAGAUUUCGAUUGGCAUAAUGACCAGAACAAAAUAUGGGUUAAAACCUAUAAGAGGGAAAACCUUGCCAUUAAAUGUUGAACCCCUGUGGUCAUCAAAACAAAUUUUGCCAGCUGCUAUAAAAAAACAGCGAGAUUUUAAUCAAGACACAAUGUACGAUGGAGAAUAUGUCAUGGUCUAUCCUGAUGGCUCUGAGGUACAAAAUAUACCAGGCACAGAAAGACCCUUUGUCCUUGAACAUUAUAAAGAGGCCAUUGGAAAGGCUUACCAGAGGAUCGUACUGUACAUCUGCCCCCUUCAGGAUUUGAGUCAUGGAGAUGACUCAUCUUCAGAAUCCGAUGAUGAAGCAUUUGCUAGGCUUCCAAUGAAAAUUUUACCAAAACAAUGUCCACCAACAAUGUCCAGGCCAUCUGAUGGGCAAGCCAACGGAGCAAGAGCAGAACCCAAAAACACCACAUCAUGUGACUUCUACAACACAUAUACCAAGAUCUAUGCACCAGUUGUCAUUGACAGCAGUUGCUCUGAUGUUGAGGACGUAGAGAAUUUUCAGGAGGAAGACAGAGACACAGAUAUUGGACUGACGGCUGCAGACACUCAUAAACACAAAAAGCUGUAG
Carassius carassius (crucian carp) is the source of this 736-nucleotide messenger RNA. RefSeq lists its product as uncharacterized. The record is from RefSeq and is a predicted model, not a curated record. Bases 47 to 736 code for a protein of 229 amino acids. NCBI's taxonomy places the organism in Eukaryota, Metazoa, Chordata, Actinopteri, Cypriniformes, Cyprinidae. The transcript has 7 exons.